AUUAAAAUACGCAUCACCCAAAUUCUUCAUGAAAUAAGCAACAGAAUUAAACCAUUUUCUCUAAUGAAGCAUUUGGGGAGACAGUUGUUGAGCUUCAGGAUGACCACCAGAGGGCGACAUUGUCUGCGCCAGAUUCAGUCAGAUCAGUUUUACUGUCUAAAGCCGCAACAGGAAGCGCUCGCGCACAAGGCGUCUAACAUGACGGCGAGCUAAAAAAAAAAAAAAAAAAAAAAAGAAAAGAAAAGAAAACGUUAGUUUCUGUGUCAUGACUUUAGUCCCGGGAUGCGUUGUCCAACACCAUAAUGCGGCGGUACAUGCGUGCACUGCUGCUGUGCACGGUGUUCGCCGUGUUCUCGGGCUUGUAUGUUUACAGUAAGGUGUUCCGCGCGGACGUCUCGGUCGGAGGAAACGGAGCGAGGAGGGCUUUCAUCCCGCAGAGAGGCACCGGAACCAGGCGGGGGUCCGCGGACAGAGCCGGACCCCCAAAACCCCACUGGUACCAUAGGUACAUCAUGCGUCAGAGCGGCCAGAUGGAAGCUGUCGGGAGCCGACCCGAGCCCACCAUGCACCUGGCCGUGGUGGCCUGCGGCGAGAGGCUGGAGGAGACCCUCACCAUGAUCAAGUCGGCCGUGCUGUUCAGCAUCAAGCGCCUCCACCUGCACGUCUUUGCCGAAGACCAGCUCCACGCCAGCUUCGUGGAAGCCCUGGAGUCCUGGCCGGGUUCUUUCCGCUCGAGGUUCAACUACACCGUGUACUCCAUCAGCUUCCCCAGGGAGAACGCAGGCGAGUGGAAGAAGCUCUUCAAACCCUGCGCUUCUCAGAGGCUCUUCCUGCCCCUGAUCUUAAAGGACAUCGACUCGAUCGUGUACGUCGACUCCGACAUCCUCUUCCUGCAGCCCGUGGACGGCUUCUGGGACUUCCUGUCCCGGUUUAACCCCUCCCAGCUGGCAGCCAUGUCCCCAGAGCACGAGGAGCCCCGCAUCGCCUGGUACAGCCGCUUUGCCCGACACCCUUUCUACGGCAGGACGGGCAUCAACUCCGGGGUCAUGCUUAUGAACAUGACCAGGAUGAGGAGCGCCUUUUUCAAGAAUGACAUGACCCCGGUGGGACUGCGCUGGGAAGAGCUGCUGAUGCCUCUGCUGCAAAAAUACAAACUCAAUAUAACCUGGGGAGACCAGGACCUUCUCAAUAUUAUUUUUCACCAUAAUCCUGAGUUUCUGCUGGAGUUUCCAUGCAAGUGGAACUAUCGGCCAGAUCACUGCAUCUAUGGCAGCAACUGCGCCCCGGCUGAGGAGGAUGGCAUCUACAUCUUGCAUGGAAACCGAGGGGUUUACCACGACUACAAACAACCAGCUUUCAGAGCCGUUUAUGAUGCAAUAAAAAAGUAUCGUUUUGGCUCAGACCCGGUCACUUCUCUGUUGGAUCCAUUAAAGGAGGAACUACUGAAGACCACUCACACCUACUGUGGAAAAUCCCACAUGCUCUUCACCAAGAGACUAGCCCUCAGUCUGGCAAACAUAGACAGGAAAGCUCCUCCUGGACGAUGAUGUCUACAGUAAAGUUUUGGGCUGUAAGCUACGAUAGUUGGUAAACGAGACGACACAGCUAGUGAACCAUACAGCUUUGAAAUGAUGCAACGAUGACGUAAAGAUUUGAUAUUCUAUUGGAGAACAGCUGCUUGGAGUUUAAAAAGCCAGCUGGGAUUGUUUCAAACUGAGGACAAUAACGGUUCACUUGUUAUAAAUUGCUCUGGACGGGAAAAACCCUGAAAACCUGCUGCAGCCAGAGUGCUGAACUAAGAAGCCUGUGCUACAGAUGUAUUGACCUUUUUUUUUUUCUUUUUUUUAAAUCAAAGACAUUUUUUGUGGCAAUACUGGAAAAACUGACAUCUCAGAAUGUAUUCUUUGAGGUAGCAAGCCUCCGUGGAGAAAAGAGAAAUCUUCUUGAUGAUCCUCAGUGAAAGUGUAGAAAAUUAAGGAGAAAGGCACUGAAAUUUCCAUAUUGGAGAAUUUAUUCAACUUUUAUUAAAAGGAGGUUGUAACCACAUCAGAAGCGGAUGAAAGGUUUUGAAAUAUAUGUGCACUGGCCCACUUUUCUUUUGUUUUUGUUUUUUUACAACUUUCAGAAAUGAUGCCGCUACUCCAGUUAUUGCCUCAGGGUCCAGAUCAAGUUUUUUUUUUUUUUUUAAGACUUGCGGCAUUAGGAGCCCAGAUGAAACUCAAUCCCCAAAUCGUAUUGUUGUUCCCGUCUGUGAUUGUCAGAUGCGGCCAAUUAUCCAAACUCAUUUUUAUGUGCACUCGUAGACCAUGCACAAUAUUUUGUAGAUUCAACAAAUCUUUUGUUUUCCAGUGUUUCUAAUGCUGUGCAACGACAAAGACUUACUUAACCUCCCGUUCUGGCUGUGGUCUGCUGUGCUACGCAGACAAAUGUGCUACGUUAUUAAAAUGUGUGACUCAAAGUUGGUUUACAAAACUAGUGAAUAACCUCUAAGUUUCGUCUGCACACAAUGAACUGGAAUGGCCCUGAAAUGCGUUAGCGGCGGUCACCGAUUCGUUUCAAAGCGGAACGUAAACAUGCUAACGUUAGCUUCUCACUCCAGCAAACCUUUUAGCAUGACAUGGUCAGCAUCUGGAAAAAGACAUGAAUCCAUUUAGGACUAUAUUUGUGUUAGGUGGGAUGCACUUUUAAAAGAUAAACGACAAACCUGUGCACACAAACAGCAACGCAUUCUCAGAACAUUACAGCAGCUUUCUUAACCUAGCUAAAUGAUGUUGGAGCUGCGUAGUAAGGCAGGUGGAUAGGAGUGACUGUGGUGUCUGGGCCAUCAUUUUAUGAUAGCACUGUUAUUUUGCUGCAUUCAUUAAUUUGAUUUUAAUGGUGCAGUGGACUGGGUAAAUGAAAACCUGAUCUACUUUUUUUUUUUUUUUCAAAGAACGUCUUAGCAAAAGUGUCGGUAUACGUUCAACCUGGUCAUAAAUUUUGCAGCUCUUUUCUAGUUUGUCACCAAAUCAAAUGCUUUUUAUGUUUGCUGAAAAUGUGGCCAUGGUACCAAAAUGAAAAUCUUCCACCUUCAAUAAGUAUUUUCUCGCUGCAAUGUGAUAUUUUAAAUUUUUUAUAUAUAUAUAUAUAUAUAUAUACACAUUUGAUUCAUAACUCUGUUAAAAAAUGUAAAUAAUGCAUUAUUUAGUUUCCAGGUGUAAAAUAAGAAGACUGUUGAAUGUGUGAAGAACCCACAAGUUCACUUCUGAUACCAAAGACCUGUUUCUGUCAUUAAAGUUUGUGCACCAUUGAAUGUAUCUCAUAAGGGGUUAAUGGGUAUAAUUGAAUGUGUUUGUUGCCAUUGCUGUAAUGUGAGGUUUUUGUGAUUUCAUUAAAGAUCAUUUCAAAUUUUU
Molecule: messenger RNA, 3392 nt
Organism: Fundulus heteroclitus (mummichog)
Lineage: Eukaryota; Metazoa; Chordata; Actinopteri; Cyprinodontiformes; Fundulidae
Gene: gxylt1b
Product: glucoside xylosyltransferase 1b
Exons: 7
Coding region: 303-1547 (414 amino acids)
Biological process (GO): protein O-linked glycosylation via N-acetylgalactosamine
Molecular function (GO): UDP-xylosyltransferase activity
Source: RefSeq, a predicted model, not a curated record